Molecule: messenger RNA, 309 nt
Organism: Penicillium taxi
Lineage: Eukaryota; Fungi; Ascomycota; Eurotiomycetes; Eurotiales; Aspergillaceae
Exons: 3
Coding region: 1-309 (102 amino acids)
Source: RefSeq, a predicted model, not a curated record
AUGGCAGCCCAAAUUAAUGUUGACGUUGCCGAAUUAGAACGCAAAAUGGUCGCACUUAUGGAUGCUUUCAGCGACCAUCCUUUAUUCAUGACGCCAGAAAUGCCCAAGGCAUUGUGGUUCGUCGCCGACUUUUACGCCGCUGGAGACCGAGCUUCCGUCGCUGCUGUCAAAGAGGUCAUGGGCCGUAACGCUCUCGCCCAAAUGCUCAUCACCGAUACCAGCGGUAAAUUGGCCAUGAUGUCUGGUGAAGCCACCUCGCCAGACUGGGGUGAGGAAAUCUUGACCAAGGCAUCCGCUAUGGUUCAGUAA